Messenger RNA from Aphis gossypii (cotton aphid), 2175 nucleotides. RefSeq lists its product as uncharacterized. The record is from RefSeq and is a predicted model, not a curated record. The transcript has 3 exons. Lineage: Eukaryota; Metazoa; Arthropoda; Insecta; Hemiptera; Aphididae. The coding region runs from base 262 to 1095 and encodes 277 amino acids.
GCGGUGGCGGACGGCCCGACCGAGGCGGAUAAAGAAAAACCGAAACCAGUCCCGCGCCGAUCUCACUCGUCGUAGUCCGCGCGUGCGUCACCGUAAACGCGUCCGCCGCUAUCCGCCGCCUUGACGUCUUUUGAAAAAACAAAUAACGUUUCGCUCGAACUUUUUAGCCGUUCGCCAAGACUCCGGGACGCCGGUUUUCCCCCGAACGUUGUCCGGUAGGCCGUCGACGGUAUUCUUUCUUUAAAUUUUCCGCCCCGCGCCAUGUAUUCCGACAAAGUGGAAGUGCUCCGGUUCGAGACGGAACCGUACAGGAACAAAAACGGCAGCCCGAACAAGAGCGGACUGUUGCACUACAACAACAACAGUAUCAGCAACAACAAGAACCACCACAACAGCCCGAAAAAUUUCAUCUACCAGAACGGCUAUCACAACACGUUGAUCGAGUCGGAGAAAAGGUCGUCGUCGUCGUCGUCGUCGUCGUCGCCGUCGUUCGCUACCUCCGCGACCACAGCCAUCUCAGCCGCAGCCGUCGCUGCAGCAGCUCUCCAUCAUAACGUUCAGCCACCGUCGGACCCGUUCAUAGCGUCCGUGCUCCAUUCCAGGCAGAAUCCGCGGCCCGGCCGUUUGCUCUUGGAAAACGUCAACAAUCGGCCGCAGACCAUGGACCGAGGCACGCAGGCGAACACAGACGAACCGACCGUCGAGGUGAUCACAGAAGCCCCGACCACCAGCGAUGGUCCUACAAACAACGAAUUGUUCCGUAAGGCCAACAUUAGCGUUACAAAUCAUACAUUGAUGACCAACGGUGGUGACAAUUCUUCGGUCGAUAGUCUGAAUAGUGCAGAUUCUGCAAAACGUGACAGUGAAGAAUCAGUGAUUGAACUUAAUGAGCUUAAUCAGCCAAUGAUAGGCAAGGACGAUUCUGAUGGACCUGUCAACAUGAGUAAUGGUGAUGGAAAAUCUGGUGGGGCUGGAGGCAAACCUUCCAACGGUAUUGUUAAGGAACACCCAGUUGAUGAUGAUAUUGACAAAACUAGUUGUGGCAUGGAGUGUUUAUACUUUACCAUGCAAUGCUGCGAAUGUUCAAUAAUGUAAUGAAGUUAUUUCAUCCCUUACAGUUUAUUAUUGUUAGUUAUAAUUAAGUAACUAUAAUUUUUACAUAACAAUGCAAUCAUUAAAUUAAAAAUACAAUAAAUUACACUUAUAUCUUCUAUUAAAUCUGUGAUUAUUAUAGGACCUGAUUUAAUUAAUUAGUGUAAUAAAAUGGUUCUAUUAUUUUAAAGUAAAAAGUAUAUUUUGAAAAAUGUAAUAUUUAAAUUACUAUAACUAAUAAUAAUAUUGUGUUUUAGUUCUAUCCUGUAGAAUUUUCUAUUGGAAAACCCAUAAUUAUAUUCAACAACAAUCAUUGAUAAUUUGAUAUUACCUACAUAAUUGCUUUAGAUUAUUAAUUAUUAUCAUGCAGAAACUCCUCAUCUUUAGAAGUAUAAUAUAUCAUAAAUUAACAAUUGUGCCAUUUUUUUUUUUUUUUUGUACUUUAUUACAAGUCAUUAUAUCUUCCUAUUUGUUCAUGUAGAAAAUACUGUCCACCGUGUAUAUAAUUAAAGAGUUUCAGUGUGAUACACAUAUCAGUUUUAUUUUGCUCCUACUUGUGGAACUUACAUAAAAUACAUUAUCGCCACAAUUUAUAACCUUUAGGUAUAUCGGUAUAUGCUUCUGUUUAUUCUAAUAUGAUAUUAUGUGCUCCGUUUUUAUUUAUUAUACCUUAAAAAUGUAUAAUAGUAUAAAACAUAUUUGUAUUCAGACAAUAUUUUAAUAUUUAUAUGAGUACUGCUCAUGUACAUUGGAGGUUUAAAAUUUGUUAAUACUAUUAUAAAUCAAUUUUGUAAACAAUUUGGACUGAAUUGUGAUAAUAUGUUGAAUGUCCAAAUAAUGCUUACCUUAAAACUGUGUACAUAUGAAAGGUUUUUUUUUGUAUUAUGUUUAACCUUAUAUUUUUAUAUUCUGUAUAUUUUUUUUUUUUUUAGAGUUUAUCAUUAUAAUUUUCUAUUUUGUAAGCAAGAGGUAUGAAUUCAAGAAUCUCUUCUUCUAUUUUUAUUUUUUAAUAUAAGUAUUAUUACAACUUACUGCUUUGUAUCAAUUUAUUGAAAUAUAUAAGACUAUGGUGUAACAUUUAAA